Symbiodinium natans is the source of this 330-nucleotide messenger RNA. Lineage: Eukaryota; Dinophyceae; Suessiales; Symbiodiniaceae. The record is from the annotation of a GenBank genome assembly.
AUGCAGUCCUUGGAUGUUCACCAUACAGCGUACAGCAUUCAGGCUGUAGGGCUACAUCUAGGAGGGCAAAUGGGUGCUGGCUUGGGCGGUCGCUUUUGCACUAUGGUGCGGAACGGUCAACACACCUGGCUGCUGAAAGAUGGAGCUCCUGCAAGAUCGUGCAACCUGCAUUCCGGCCACCAGCGAGGUGUGCGCAUGUUUUGGUGCAUCAGAAUGAGCUCAUCCAUGGCUGAGGUGGAGGUCCAGGAUGCAUCUCCACUGACUGAGCAGGUGAUGCAUGUGCCGCCCCUUGCAUCAAGUGGCAGUGGAAACAGCUGCUACGACAAAUGA